Salvelinus namaycush (lake trout) is the source of this 2306-nucleotide messenger RNA. RefSeq names its product ADP-dependent glucokinase (gene adpgk). The transcript is spliced from 8 exons. Gene Ontology annotation, molecular function: ADP-specific glucokinase activity. The record is from RefSeq and is a predicted model, not a curated record. Gene Ontology annotation, biological process: glucose metabolic process. Gene Ontology annotation, cellular component: endoplasmic reticulum. NCBI's taxonomy places the organism in Eukaryota, Metazoa, Chordata, Actinopteri, Salmoniformes, Salmonidae. Bases 182 to 1666 code for a protein of 494 amino acids.
GAACUGUCUUUAUACCUCAGAGAUCUGAACACCAAGUUCCAGGACAUCAUCAUCUACACUACAGAAAAACCCUAAUUUCAACCCAAUUUAUCCUGGUUCGUAAUUUCCCCCCCCCCCAGACAAGCCUAUAGUUGUUUCCAGCUAUCGUAGAUAAGUCAGCUAUCCAGAAGUCUGAGAAAACAUGUGGCGGAAGGCUGCGGUAGCUGCCCUGUUGGCCUUGGCCGUUGGAUACUUCUACCACACCAACCCUGAGCUGCCUGAACAAGUUCUCCAGUACUUGUCCCUGCCUCAUCCAUCCACUCAGGGCGACCCAACCUUGGAGCAGGUUAUCUCCACUGCCUGGGAGACCCUAAUAACUGCCCCCGCCAGUCAGUGGGGCAGAGUGGCAGUAGGGGUAAAUGCAUGUGUGGAUGUUGUGGUGUCGGGGAUAGGGCUGCUACAGGCUUUGGCUGUGGAUCCUGGGAUGGGCCGUGACCAUGAAGUGUUACACUCUAAAGAGGAACUGAAAGAGGCUUUCAUCCACUACAUGGAGAGGGGGUCCGCGGCGGAGCGUUUCUUCACCGACAAAGAGGUCUUCCAGAGGAUUGCACGGGCCGCUGCAGAGUACCCUGGUGCUCAGCUAUAUGUUGGAGGAAAUGCUGCUCUCAUUGGACAGAAACUUGCCACAUACCCUCAGCUGAUGGUUCUGCUAUGUGGGCCUGUUGGGCCUAAACUACACGAGAUGCUGGAUGAGCAAAUCGUUGUCCCCCCCGAGUCCUUGCAGGAGACUGAUGAAUAUCACCUAAUUCUGGAGUACAAAGCAGGGGAGCAGUGGGGUGCGACACGGGCUCCCCAAGCCAACCGCUUCAUCUUCUCCCAUGACGUGUCCAAUGGGGAGAUGAGAGCACUGGAGAUGUUCGUGGCCAGCCUGGAUGAGUUCCAGCCAGACCUGGUGGUCCUGUCCGGUCUGCACAUGAUGGAGGGCCAGGGGAGGCAGAUGUGGGAGCAAAGGCUCAAAGAGGCAGUGGCGGCCAUUUCUGACGUCCGCAACGCGGUCCCCGUCCACCUGGAGCUGGCAAGCAUGACUGACAAAGACUACAUGAACAGCAUCAUGCAAGAGCAGGUCAUGCCCAUAGUGACAUCCAUCGGGCUGAAUGAGCAGGAGCUACUUUUCCUCUCCCAGGCCGGCACAGGGCCUCACGCUGAGCUGGCCUCCUGGGGGGGCAUACCGGAUGUAGGCCGAGUCAGUGACAUCCUCCUGUGGGUCCUUGAGCAGCAUGGACGCAGUGACCCCGAGUCGGAGGCUGACCUCACGCGUAUCCACUUUCACACUCUGGCGUACCAUGUCCUUGCCACUGUGGACGGGCACUGGGCCAACCAGGUGGCCGCCGUGGCAGCAGGGGCCCGUGUGGCCAGCAUCCAGGCCUGCGGCCUCCAAAGCAUAGAUGCCAGUAAGGUGGUCCUUAGAGCUCCGCUGGAGUUCCACAGUUCCCAUGGCGAACCUAGAGAGAAGUUGUCCCUGAACCCAACUGAGCCUGUCACUGUUUGGCACCGUGGCAACGUGACCUUUCACCUUGCACCCGUGCUGGUCUGCAAGCAGCCAAUCCGGACAGUAGGGCUGGGGGACGCCAUCUCAGCAGAGGGGCUCGUAUACUCUGAGCUCAGGCCACAGCUGCCAUUUUUGUGAGGUCCUUUUUUGUUACACUCUUGUUCUUUUAUUGUAUGGUGGUGUGCACCAUAUCUCCCCAACCCCAACCAACCAGUGAUGUCUUUACCUGUACUGUAGCUUUUUCUUGGGUUGAAAUUCUGAUCCUUGGUUAGCUAAGUAUUUUGCACUGGGCACAGUUUAAGCCAUUUCUGUAACUCCAAUGAGUUGUGCUGGGUUACCUCUGAUUUCAUUUGCCUUGUGAAAAUUCAAUGUAAAUGUUUGUGUACAAAGACAAUGCCAAAGCUGCUUGUCAGUUCGGUUUGGAGGGGGGGGAAAUGGAAAAAUAUUCAGCGAUAUGGUCUCCAUAAGUAGCGGUGCGAUUUCAGACAGAGUUUGAGCUUUCAUGCUGCACAAUAGAGGAGCAAACUCCUGUGCACAUAUGCAGAUGCUGAACAGUGCCAAUGAGUUCAGCCUCUUGCAUCACACUCUUUUGGAAGUUUAUUUUCACAUCAUCUCGCUGAGUCUUAGUUCAAUUUCCUUCAAUAAUCUUUUCUUGUUGACCCUGUUCAGAACAAGCUCCCUCAUCCAAGCACUAUAGUUGGGGAAAGUGGGGUAAGUUGAGCCAAGUGGUUAGUUGAGCCACCCCUUGUUUCUAGGAAACUAUACAUUUUGUGUAUCA